Molecule: messenger RNA, 367 nt
Organism: Hibiscus syriacus
Lineage: Eukaryota; Viridiplantae; Streptophyta; Magnoliopsida; Malvales; Malvaceae
Product: coatomer subunit delta-1-like
Exons: 3
Coding region: 59-367 (102 amino acids)
Biological process (GO): endoplasmic reticulum to Golgi vesicle-mediated transport; Golgi localization; retrograde vesicle-mediated transport, Golgi to endoplasmic reticulum
Cellular component (GO): COPI vesicle coat; cytosol
Source: RefSeq, a predicted model, not a curated record
UUUCUCUGAUUAACGCUUCAAUUUGAUAUUGGCUGGGUAGUUUGCUCCGAUAUCCAAGAUGGUUGUACUUGCUGCUUCUGUUUUAAGCAAGUCCGGAAAAGUGCUUGUCUCCAGGCAGUUUGUGGACAUGACUCGCAUAAGAAUUGAGGGUCUUCUUGCAGCUUUUCCCAAGUUGGUGGGCACCGGAAAGCAACACACAUAUGUUGAGACUGAGAAUGUGCGAUAUGUUUAUCAACCAAUAGAAGCUCUUUAUUUGCUUCUUGUAACUAACAAACAGAGCAAUAUUCUUGAAGAUUUGGAGACUCUGCGACUGCUCUCAAAGCUGGUGUGCAUCAGCUGCUCUUUGAUUUAUUUUCUCUCUUUUUAG